AUGGCUAGCGGGACGGAUAAUGACAGCGUGCGCGGCGCUCGGCGUUUAGAGCGCGUUAAACUCAGGCGUUCGAAUGUAAUAGCACAGAUUAAGGCCGUGCAUGAGCUAGCGUUACGAGUUGUAGAUGAACCCGACCUAGGUCCGACAUUUACACAUUUAACCGCCGAUUUAGAUUCUUUGUGGACGCAGUUUAGGCUUGAAGAUGAUGCGGUGUUAGACGGCUUAACCGAGUUAGAUAGAUUGUCCGAGUAUGAUAUCGGUUUGACAGCUGAAAUCCGUAAAUGUAUGAGUGAUUGCAAGGUCGCGGCGGCGAAAUUAGUUCCUAAGGGUGUUGAGGCUAUCGACAUGUCGUACCUUCAUGCUAAGUUAGGAUCGUCCAAUUCACCUCAGGAAAGUGACCAAAAUCCGUUAUCACGACUACCGGCAAUUCCACUCCCCGAGUUCGACGGGGAUUUCCGUUUGUGGCCCACUUUCCGCGAUAGAUUUAAAGAACAAGUAGACGCGCGACUCGAGCUUUCCAACAUUGAUAAGAUGUAUUAUUUAAUCAGGUGUCUUACGGGUGAAGCAGCUGACGCAAUACGUGGUGUUCCGGUAUCCGGGGACAAUUAUGUUCUUGCAUUGUCCCUCCUGUCCGAGCGAUUUUAUCGACCACGACUAGUCGCCACGUCGUUACUUGAUCGAUUGCUAAGCGCGCCGACCAUGUCGCAGGAGUCGUUGCAGGAUCUUAAUAAUUUUGUAGGUACAGUUAACGAAAGUAUUUCGCUAUUGGAAGCACUAAAAGUACCGAAUUUGGGGUCCUUCAUUUUAUUUACAAUUGUUUUUAGAUGUUUACCUGUUGCUACACGCAAAUUAUUCGAGUCAGGUAGCUCGACAGAUUAUCCGUCUAUAGUUGAUUUAUUAAAAUUCGUUCGCGCACGCGUGUCUAUAUUGGAGAACGUCGCUAACGCGGGAACAAUUCGUAACAUGGCCGCGCAUGUUAAGGUGGAAAAGCCACCAAGUACGUUUCGUAAGAAUGGGGAUCACUACGGGAAAUCAAAAGGGUCCCGUCCGGUUUCAUUUGUGACAGCGAAAGAAGACGGAAAUUGUCCGUGUUGUGCCGGUGCACAUUCGUUAACCGCGUGUAUGAGAUUUAAGUCAUGGGCGGCCGGAAACCGAACGCGGUGGGCGCGAGAGAAUCGCGUUUGUUUUAAUUGUUUGAGCGUUGGUCACUGGGUCCCGAAAUGCAAGGUAAAACCUAAUUGCCAAGAAUGUUCGCGUAAACAUCACACACUUCUACAUUUACCGUCCGACGAGCGAGAGGGUGAGGAGGAACCGCCGGUACGGGUCGAUUCGUCUGUGUGUGCGUCUGUGGUGAGGCCCCCGUCCCCCCAUACAUCUAAUGCCAUUAUUUUGGGUACCGCGCUCGUGCAUAUACGGGAUAGGUCCGGCGCGGUGCAAACAAUGCGGGCGCUGGUUGAUAGCGCGUCGCAAGUUAGCAUAAUCACUGCCGCGUGUGUUAAGCGAUUAGGAUUGAAACCGGCGCGUUGGACGGCACCGAUAAGCGGUUUGUCUGGAACAACUGUCGCCGAAGUUCAAGGGCGUGUAGAAUGUAUAGUGCAACCUAGGUUUGCGUCCGAUCCGGUGCUGCCUGUUCAGGCUUGGGUGUUGCCUACCAUAACAAGCGACUUACCGCAAAAAUCGUUAGCCGCGUGUGUGAAAGACCGGUAUUCUAACCUAGCACUCGCGGAUCCAUCAUUUUAUUUAACUUCGCCCAUUGACUUAUUAUUAGGAGGGGACGUAUACGGGUCUAUAAUGGACGGGCGGAAAGUGUCGAUCGACGACACAUUACCGACAGCAUUUAGUUCGGUGUUUGGCUGGAUACUUAUCGGUCCGGUCGUUGACCCGGUUAGCUAUUCUUAUCAGUCGUUACCUAUCUGUAUGACCGCGUCUAUUGAGGGGAUAAUGGAGCGCUUUUGGCACGUCGAGGAACCCGAAAUAGCGCCCGUCACGUUCACAAAUGAAGGGUGUUGUGAACAAAUAUUUCGCGAUGAAAUGACGCGCAUGCCAUCGGGUCGCUUUGCGGUCCCAUUACCAUUUCGUGGACCGGCAGACACAUACGUGGGGUCUCGCGAGGUAGCCGUGCGGCGUUUCGAAGCGCUUGAGCGCAAAUUGUCCGCGAAUCCAUUGUUGAAAUCAUUGUAUGUAAAGUUUAUGUCCGAGUAUAUCGCGUUAGGACAUAUGUCGGUGACAACAUCUCCGGGGCGAUAUAUAAUCCCUCAUCAUGCUGUCUAUCGCCCGGAAGUUGAUCUUAAUAAAAUUCGAGUUGUGUUUGACGCAUCAGCCCGGGGCUUCCGCGGAAAGUCGUUAAAUGAAUGUUUGUGGUCUGGUCCUAAAUUGCAGCAGGACAUUGUGGACGUCUUGACACGUUUUCGCGUACAUAAGUACACCUUUACCACGGACAUCUGUAAGAUGUACCGACAAAUCUUAAUUCUACCCAAGUAUCGAAAGUUCCAACAUGUGUUGUGGCGCGCAUCGCCUCACGAUGAAUUGCGUGAGUAUGAGCUACACACCGUCACGUACGGCGUUAACUGUGCCCCGUAUCUCGCAUUACGCGUUCUUAAAGUAAUUGCGUCUACCGACUGCGACGGGUUUGACCGGGUACGUAACGCGCUCGAAUAUCAAACUUACGUCGACGAUAUUUGUGACGGGGCCGAUACGAUACCCGACGUACUGAAACUUCAGUCGGAUUUAAUUUCAGUUUUGGGUAAGUCGGGGCUAGAACUUAAAAAGUGGGCGUCAAACACGCGGGCCGUGUUGCAGGCUGUACCAGCCGCCGAUUGCGUGGGCGCACCUAUGACGUUCGGGGAUGACGACGGUUACGGCACUAAAGUUUUAGGCCUAGCUUGGCACCCUGACAGUGAUUAUUUCUGUUGUGCCCUAAGUCUCGAACCGUCACCCGUUUUUACAAAACGCGGAAUCUUAUCUCUUGUCGCACGCAUUUUCGACCCGUUAGGUGUUUUUGGUCCCGUAGUGUUUCUGGCAAAAUCCAUAAUGCAGCGGACGUGGCGAAAUAACAUCGCGUGGGACGAUCCACUACCGGCCGAUAUUCAUGCCGAUUGGACUGCGUUUGUUUCGGAAUUACCGUCCCUAUUAAAUAUCCGUGUACCGCGACAUAUCAACGCACACCAAGGCGCGCCGUGCUAUCUAUUAGGAUUUUGCGACGCAUCGCAAACCGGUUAUGCGGCCGUUGUAUAUAUACGCAUGCUAAACGCUGAGACCGAUCGGUCCGUCUUUUUAAUUGGUACUAAGACCAAAUUAGCUCCGACGAAAUCAUUGACCGUCCCACGUCUAGAGCUGAACGCCGCGCUAUUAUUAGCACGUUGGUUAAACCGUAUUAAAAAUAUAUUAGCACCACAACUUGACAUCGUCGGUUUACGGGCCUGGUCAGAUUCGACCAUCGUGCUGUCGUGGUUAACAGUCCCCCACGAAUCAUUUAAAGUAUAUGUAUCAAAUCGGAUACAUCAAAUCCAUCUAUUAUUACCUAAUUGUCCCUGGCAACACAUUGUGUCGGCAGAAAAUCCCGCGGAUAGCGCUUCUCGUGGCGUAACGCCGAUGGCGCUCGCACAGCUGGAUUUAUAUUGGCGCGGCCCUCCGACCGCAUACAGCGAGCCGUCGGAGUGGGAUAACUGUAGUCUACUGUUGCCUGUGUGUGAAGUAUCCGAGUUACGGGUCGUGUCGUGUGCUGCGCUUGUCGAUGACAGGGUAGAGGAGUGGUUCACACGAUUUUCUAAUUUUGACCGCAUGUUACGUGUGGUUACGUACAUGCGCCGCUUCGUACAAGCUUGUCGGCAACGUGUCACUUUAAGGCGGAGUGGAGUGUCACGGCCGUCGGUACCACUGAGUCCGGAUCCGAUCGGUCCCGCAUUUUUACAAAAAAUUGAAUUAGAUAAUACCGCGCGCGCGCUGGCUGCGGAAUCGCAACGCGUACAUUUUUCAAAAUUGUUGCGUGAGUUGGCGGCGGGUAGUCGCAUAUCCUCGAAACCGGUUGCGCGGUUAGCUCCGUUCAUAGACUCUGACGGCGUGAUCCGCGCAGUGCAUUUAGAGGUGGUGACGGAACUAUCUACCGACGCCUUUUUAGCUGCUUUCGACCGUUUUGUCGCUCGCCGGGGGUUACCAGCUGACGUAUACUCGGAUUGCGGCACAAACUUUGUAGGCGCCGAUAAAAAAUUACGCGAAUUAAUUCAGAGCCCUGUAGGUCAAAGUACCAUCGCUAAUUGUCGUGCUAUGUGUGUUUGGCAUUUUAAUCCUCCUAGCGCACCGCACUUUGGGGGCUUGUGGGAGGCGGCCGUCCGGUCUACCAAACGCCUAUUGGUCCGCGUAAUAGGUACACACGUGUUCACGUAUGAGGAGUUUACUACCGUGUUGACCCGCAUAGAAGCGAUAUUAAAUUCACGUCCUUUGACGCCCGCCUCAACCGAUCCACACGACCUGGAAUGCCUGACACCGGGACAUUUCUUAAUUGGCCAACCGUUACUCGCCGUGCCGCCGCGAUCAGGCCCCGAGGCAUCUCGUGCCCUUUCCGAUAGGUGGAAACUCAUGGACCAGUGUCAUCGCGCCUUUUGGCGACGUUGGUCGUCAGAGUACUUGACCACUUUACAAAGUAGGCCCAAGUGGAUUGAGGGUGUCCCCAACCUGAAGGUGAAUGAGAUGGUAGUUGUGAUCGACAAUCAGAGUCCCCCGCUGUUGUGGCGCCUCGGCCGCGUGAUUGAGUUAUUACCUGGGGCAGAUGGUCACGUUCGAGUCGCCAGGGUGCUAACGCGCGCUGGUAUAGUCACGCGCCCGGUAGUAAAACUGGUACCAUUACCUGCAAAGGUCCAAACCUAA
Messenger RNA from Rhopalosiphum padi (bird cherry-oat aphid), 4863 nucleotides. RefSeq lists its product as uncharacterized. The record is from RefSeq and is a predicted model, not a curated record. Lineage: Eukaryota; Metazoa; Arthropoda; Insecta; Hemiptera; Aphididae. The coding region runs from base 1 to 4863 and encodes 1620 amino acids. The transcript is spliced from 2 exons. Gene Ontology annotation, molecular function: nucleic acid binding.